Parastagonospora nodorum SN15 is the source of this 333-nucleotide messenger RNA. RefSeq lists its product as hypothetical. Bases 1 to 333 code for a protein of 110 amino acids. The record is from RefSeq and is a predicted model, not a curated record. NCBI's taxonomy places the organism in Eukaryota, Fungi, Ascomycota, Dothideomycetes, Pleosporales, Phaeosphaeriaceae. The transcript is spliced from 2 exons.
AUGUCAUCGGCAUUAAUGCAAGACCAACAUCACGAUGCAGAUAUCUCAAACGUCGGAGAAGAUGAAAGCUCACCGUUCAGUGGCCUCCCAGAAACUCAACAGAUAGCUUCUUGCUCGAGACGCUAUCCAUUCAUAUCCAAUAUGGAGACUCCCGCCGCCUAUUCGCUUGCAACGACAACCUCGAAGACUGCUGCGCGCAGGCGCACCCUUCAUCUUCGACUCGGUCCACUCGCUACUCAAACAAUGGCCCAAUACAUAUUCCCCCAACGGCCACUCCAUCGUGAUGGGAACGGUUCCACCAAACACCCCCCUGUUAUAUCACCCCAGACCUGA